Messenger RNA from Knipowitschia caucasica, 345 nucleotides. The record is from the annotation of a GenBank genome assembly. Lineage: Eukaryota; Metazoa; Chordata; Actinopteri; Gobiiformes; Gobiidae.
AUGUCUUCAGACGAGGAGCAGGAAGCUACCAUCGAACCAGAGAGCACUCAGAACGAAGACCAGAUACUGGAGGAACUGGAGAUCAGCAGGGGGAUCCUCACCAUCAUCCACAAGUUGGAAAGACUACAGAGAAGGCAAAGAAGCGAACAAUUCUUCAGAACAAUGAGACAGAAGCAAGAGAGCAAGCUAGCACCCAAGCAAGGGCUGAAGAAGCAAGAGAACAAGCAAGAGAGCAAGCCAUCACCCGAGCAAGGGUUGAAGAAGCAGGAGAGGAAACUAUCACUCGAGCAAGGGCUGAAGAAGCAAGAGAGCAAGCCAUCACCCGAGCAAGGGCUGAAGAAGUAA